UAUUUUUUAAAGGUGAAACCUUCAGAGCACAAAUUGGUGUUUCAAGUAUUUGAUGAAAAUCGUUUAACACGUGAUGACUUUCUUGGCAUGGUUGAACUGACGCUAAAUAAUUUACCCACAGAGCAAGAAAAUACUACUAUAAGUCCACAAAGCUACUCACUAAGACCGAGAAGGUCAGUAGGCAGCGCAAAGUCACGGAUAAAAGGCACGCUAGAGAUUUAUCAUGCAUUUGUACAUGAAUCGGGGGAGGCAAACGAAGCUGACGCAGUUGAUGGGGAAUGGGAGCAUUUGGAGAAUACCUCAAGAAUGAGUGGAACUCAAACGGGACAAUUCCCAUCCAAUGUCAGUCACGACCCUUUGCCGUCUGGCUGGGAAGAACGGCAAGAUGCAAAUGGGAGAACUUAUUAUGUUAAUCAUACUGCACGUACGACGCAAUGGGAACGGCCAUUAGUCUCGGCAACUAGCAACAGUAACGUAAACGUUGAGGCAGCUGCAUCUGAUUUCCAAAGACGUUUUCAUAUUAGUGUUGAUGAAUCUGACUCCGGCAGACCUCCGGCUACCCCGAGAUCAGAUGAAGAUGCUUUGCCGCCGAAUUGGUCUAUGCAGGUAGCACCGAACGGUAGAACAUUUUUCAUAGAUCAUGCUGCGCGACGCACGACAUGGAUUGAUCCACGUAAUGGACGCGCUAGCCCAAUGCCUAAUCAAACGCGUAGAGUCGAGGAUGAUUUGGGACCUCUGCCAGAGGGCUGGGAAGAACGUGUUCAUACGGAUGGACGCGUGUUUUAUAUUGAUCAUAACACUCGCACCACACAGUGGGAAGAUCCAAGAUUAUCAAAUCCAAAUAUAGCUGGUCAGGCCGUACCAUAUUCCAGAGACUACAAACAAAAGUACGAGUAUUUCAAGAGUCAUAUUAGAAAACCGACAAAUGUUCCAAAUAAAUUUGAGAUUCGUAUACGUCGUACCUCGAUUUUAGAGGAUUCCUAUCGGAUUAUUAACUCUGUGACUAAAACUGAUUUAUUAAAAACUAAACUGUGGGUAGAAUUCGAGGGUGAAACGGGAUUAGAUUACGGUGGUCUGGCAAGGGAAUGGUUCUACUUGCUGUCAAAGGAAAUGUUUAAUCCAUACUAUGGACUGUUUGAAUAUUCGGCAAUGGAUAAUUACACAUUACAAAUUAAUAACGGCAGUGGUUUAUGCAAUGAGGAGCAUUUGAGUUAUUUCAAAUUCAUUGGUCGCAUUGCUGGUAUGGCUGUUUAUCAUGGCAAACUAUUAGAUGCAUUUUUCAUUCGUCCAUUUUAUAAGAUGAUGCUUCAAAAGCCAAUUGAUUUAAAGGAUAUGGAAUCAGUUGAUACCGAGUAUUAUAAUUCACUGAUGUGGAUAAAAGAGAAUGAUCCCCGGCAAUUGGAAUUGACUUUUUCAUUGGAUGAAGACACGUUUGGCCAAAAGAGUCAACACGAACUAAAGCCAGGAGGCUCCAAUAUUGAAGUUACUGACGAAAAUAAAGAUGAAUAUAUUAAGCUUGUUAUUGAAUGGCGUUUUGUUGCAAGAGUCAAGGAACAGAUGUCAUCGUUUUUGGAUGGAUUUGGCUCAAUAAUUCCAUUAAAUUUAAUUAAGAUAUUUGACGAACACGAGUUAGAAUUGUUAAUGUGUGGCAUACAGAAUAUUGACGUGAAGGAUUGGCGAGAAAAUACUUUAUACAAGGGAGACUAUCACCAAAAUCAUAUAAUAAUUCAAUGGUUUUGGCGUGCAGUGCUCUCAUUUUCGAACGAGAUGCGUUCACGUUUAUUACAGUUUGUUACUGGCACAUCACGCGUUCCAAUGAAUGGCUUCAAAGAGUUGUACGGCUCAAAUGGUCCGCAAAUGUUUACCAUAGAAAAAUGGGGUACACCUAACAAUUAUCCUAGAGCACAUACAUGUUUCAAUCGUUUGGAUCUACCACCAUACGAAGGUUAUGUCCAGUUGAAAGAUAAACUAGUUAAAGCUAUUGAGGGCAGUCAAGGUUUUGCUGGCGUCGAUUAAUAUCUCUAGCAGUAGUAAAAUUCCCUAUAUCAACGAAAAAUUCCGCCGUAUAAGAUAAAUUGCGGAUUCGAGGCCUUUUACGCUGACUUGUGUACUUAUUUUUCUGUUUAUUACUAUAUAUUAAUAAUUUUACGAACUUCCUGUUAUAAAAAAAAAUAUAAAUACCAAAUUACUUCAUACUAUU
Molecule: messenger RNA, 2200 nt
Organism: Rhagoletis pomonella (apple maggot)
Lineage: Eukaryota; Metazoa; Arthropoda; Insecta; Diptera; Tephritidae
Gene: Nedd4
Product: E3 ubiquitin-protein ligase Nedd-4
Exons: 11
Coding region: 88-2016 (642 amino acids)
Biological process (GO): ubiquitin-dependent protein catabolic process; regulation of dendrite morphogenesis
Molecular function (GO): ubiquitin protein ligase activity; protein binding; sodium channel inhibitor activity
Source: RefSeq, a predicted model, not a curated record